AUGGCUCACAAGUCCCACCUUUUUGCCCUGCUGGCUCUCCCCCUUAGCUCCGUUGACAGCGGCUUCGCAUUUUACGCCUAUGAAGGAGAUGAAUUUCAUGGAUCCGAGAUUCAUUAUAAAGAUGGAUUGGCUUUCAUCGGGAUCGCGGAAACCUCGGGCUAUGACAGAUUAACUCAAUUGUUACUCAGUAGCGGCGAGAAAUCUGGAAGUGUUUAUUAUCUCGUCGCAAACCCUCAAGACUCAGCUCGAGCCUGGGUAAACGAGUUAAUCUUUGUACCUAAUUACCCUCUAGGCUCAGCCGGGGGGAUGACUGUCAGCUUUACUAAAAAGGCUACUUCCAGCCAGGCUGUUGGAGGCUGGGAAUGGGAUGAGUAA
Talaromyces proteolyticus is the source of this 375-nucleotide messenger RNA. RefSeq lists its product as uncharacterized. The transcript is spliced from 4 exons. The record is from RefSeq and is a predicted model, not a curated record. The coding region runs from base 1 to 375 and encodes 124 amino acids. Lineage: Eukaryota; Fungi; Ascomycota; Eurotiomycetes; Eurotiales; Trichocomaceae.